Messenger RNA from Macroventuria anomochaeta, 1616 nucleotides. RefSeq lists its product as uncharacterized. Lineage: Eukaryota; Fungi; Ascomycota; Dothideomycetes; Pleosporales; Didymellaceae. Bases 273 to 1469 code for a protein of 398 amino acids. The record is from RefSeq and is a predicted model, not a curated record. The transcript has a single exon.
AUCGACUGCCUAGAUACCUGAAGUCUUAGUACCAAGAACUGGUGUGUAAACUCCGUGAGCCGGCCCCGCAUUCGCUGUCACUGGAGGAUCAGCAACAAAGUCAAUCCUGCCCUCGGUGAAGGGUCAAUUGCAGGCAUUACCGAUACUUUCGAAGACACAGAGACCUAUCAAGCGGUUGAGCGCCCCUCCUGCUCAGCUUAAGUUCUGACGUUGUACUGCUUAUCCCUCUCAUACAAGGACGCCUCUCGUCAGCGCAUCUUUGGCUGUGUUGAAUGAACGCAGCCCCAAUGGCGUAUAAUCGGAUUGGACGGGAUGAUGACCACCGCUACCCGCCCUUGGAAACACCGACAGAUGAUGAGGACGAGGGCCCCCAGGAGACUUCCUCUUCCGUGAACAAGCAAUCUUCGUCGAUACCUAACACUUAUUUCGAAGAGGUCACUACGAUACCCACCGAGUUACCCACCUGGACCAAGAACUACCCUUCCAAGAUGUCUGACAAUCCAUACAGACCAUGGGGAUCAGACAAUCCGUACGAUGGGCGUCCAAGUGGGAGCGGGUCUCCACCUUGGGCUACGAACGACGGUUCCACAUAUCGUGGACCUCCAUGGGCAUCGACAACACUGUCCACUCAAACAGCAUGGGGAGACCAUAACGGGCUUCAGUCUCCCACUGCAUCAGCAACCCCAACAAGGGUACCGACCGACGAUGCAUCAUCACCUGCGCCUACAGAAGAUGGUUUCCCUGAUCUGCAGAACCACGGGGCAGACAACGGCCCCAACCGGACGCCCAUGUACGCUGCUGCUGGCGUUACGCCGGUGGUGGUCAUUAUCAUAGGGUUCCUCGUGUUCUGUUGUCUACGCAAGCGAAGACGGCAAAGGCAAGCAGCUGCUGAACAUAGACAUAUCGAAGAGAUGAAGAUGCAACCGAAGCCUGUCGCGUUGCCCUACAUAGCGCCCAUAACGCCCCCUUCUCCACCGCCAGCAGUUCUGCCACAGUAUUCCCCAUCAACGCCAUCAUCGAGCCACCCUCCAACUGCAAGCUCCUCACAGCCUGUCAUCUUGGGACCUAUUCCAUCUGGCAACAAUGGUGCAUACUUGACAGGCAUGGACACAUCCGACCUUAUUUCCAUGACUUCAGCAAACGGCGUUAGCAGACAGGGCACGGUAGUGGAUCGAGAUCCUUUCGCAGACGGCAGAAGCCUCGAGGAAGCACCACCACCAUAUCGACCAAGCAGUCUUCCCCCGGCCAGCCUCGCAUCUACCUCUCGCAAUAGCAGCGUUCGAAUGGCUGCACCUCCACACAUGACUUCACGGACACAACUCAUCGAGCGUUCGCCUUUCGACGACCCUGAGGACGACGAGGUGUCAGAACUCUCAGGGCCUGCUCUGGGGAGGAGUACUGAUGCGAUGUCUGAUGUUUCUGAUUCUUCAUAUCAAGUUGACCCUGUUGUGGGCAGGUCUCCAUUCUGAUAGGCGUUACGAUGAACUUUACUUUCUUAUCUUAAUGUAUAUACUCGAGGACAGUUCUCUCUCUACAUCAGCGAACCUUACUGCGUCCUAACGAAAGCAUAUGUAUAGGUGUUUAGAUGUUGGUUCGACAGGAAAACGGCAGCCGGU